This is a messenger RNA of Dicrocoelium dendriticum, 357 nucleotides long. NCBI's taxonomy places the organism in Eukaryota, Metazoa, Platyhelminthes, Trematoda, Plagiorchiida, Dicrocoeliidae. The record is from the annotation of a GenBank genome assembly.
AUGAUGUGUGUAGUUUGCUCAAUUAACUGGCGAUUUGCUAAGCAUGUUUAUCACCUCUGUUCUAUUGCUCCAGAAUUUACGUUGACAUUUUCUACGUCAAUACUUCCUACAACACCACAAGGUGUUUUGAAUACGUGGAUAGCUUGCAAAGCGAUCAUUUAUCGGGCGCCCCAACUUAUAACGAACUGCAAAUUCAAAAAAAUAGUUUCCAGCUAUGGAAUAGCUGAUGUUACAGUACAAGCAAAAAACGCAACCGUUUGGGUAAGGCAGAAGGAACUUAUGAUACAACUGAAUGCGAAAAACCGAGAGGUGUGCCUUUUCAACGUGGCACAGAAGGUGUAUUUUAAGGGUUAUUAA